Messenger RNA from Epithele typhae, 1572 nucleotides. RefSeq names its product succinic semialdehyde dehydrogenase. The transcript is spliced from 15 exons. NCBI's taxonomy places the organism in Eukaryota, Fungi, Basidiomycota, Agaricomycetes, Polyporales, Epitheliaceae. The record is from RefSeq and is a predicted model, not a curated record. Gene Ontology annotation, molecular function: succinate-semialdehyde dehydrogenase (NAD+) activity. The coding region runs from base 1 to 1572 and encodes 523 amino acids. Gene Ontology annotation, biological process: GABA catabolic process.
AUGCCUCCUGCGCGCACUCUCACCUCGACGGUCUCGCUCGUGUUCUCCUCCCAGCUCCGCGCCCGGCAGAUUUACAGGCACCCGGCGUUCAGGUUCAGGAUGGCGAGCUCGUCUGCGUUUGGCUUGAAGGAGGCGUCACUGGUGCGCUCGCAGGGCUUCAUUGACGGCAAGUGGGUGGAUGCGAAGGACGGUGGGGUGAUCAAAGUCACGAACCCCGCGACGACCGAGGAGCUGGGGACGGUCCCCGAGAUGGGCCUCGCGGAGACGAAGGAGGCUAUCGAUGCCGCGGCGAAGGCGUUCAAGACCUGGAGCAAGACGACUGCCAACCAACGACACGACAUCUUGAUUAAGCUGUAUGCGCUCAUGAAGGAGCACUCGGACGACCUUGCGCGCAUGAUUACUCUGGAGAAUGGAAAGCCUCUUGCAGAAGCGAUGGGAGAGCACCUGUACAGCGCUUCGUUCAUCGAGUGGUUCGCUGAGGAGGCCGUCCGAACAUAUGGCGAGCAAAUCCCCUCCCCAUUCCCCGGUGUUCGAAACAUUGUCAUCAAGCAGCCCGUCGGCGUGGUUUCUAUCCUCACCCCUUGGAACUUCCCCUCGGCUAUGAUCACCCGCAAACUUGGUGCUGCUCUCGCAGCAGGCUGCACCGCCGUCAUCAAGCCCCCUCCCGAGACGCCCUUCUCCGCCCUCGCCCUCGCCGAACUCGCGACACGCGCCGGCGUCCCUCCCGGGGUAAUCAACAUCGUGACGACGCAGUCGAACGUGCGCGAUGUCGGGCGCGAGAUGUGCGAGAGCCCGAUCGUGCAGAAGGUGUCGUUCACGGGCAGUACGCCCGUCGCGAAGAUGCUCGCGCAGAUGGCGGCGGGCACGCUGAAAAAGGUGUCGAUCGAGGCGGGCGGGAACGCGCCGUUCAUCGUCUUUGACGACGCCGACAUUGACGCCGCUGUUGAAGGCGUGAUCGUAUGCAAGUUCCGUGGCACCGGGCAGACCUGCGUCUGCGCGAACCGCAUAUUUGUGCAGUCCUCUGUCUACGCCGAGUUCGCCUCUCGCCUCGCCGAGCGCGUCGCUGCCUUCAAGGUCGGCAACGGCCUCGAUAAAGAGACCACACACGGCCCCCUGAUCCACGACCGCGCGGUCGACAAGGUCGAGGCGCACGUCGAGGACGCCCUCGCGAACGGCGCGCAGGUCCUCCUCGGCGGCAAGCGCAUCCCCGGCGCGGGCUCGUUCUUCGCCCCCACCGUGCUCUCCGACGUCCCCGCCGACGCGCUCGUGAACCGCGAGGAGACGUUCGGGCCGCUCGCCGCGCUCACCCGGUUCGAGACCGAGGAGGAGGUCGUCGCGAUGGCGAACAACACCGCGGUCGGGCUCGCCGGCUACUUCUUCUCGCGCGACGUCGGCCGGGUGUGGCGCGUGGCGGAGGCGCUGGAGGUCGGGAUGGUCGGCGCGAACACGGGCGUGAUCAGCCAGGCGGUCAUUCCGUUUGGGGGCGUCAAGGAGAGCGGGCUCGGACGCGAGGGCGGGCAUGGAAUCAGCGAAUACAUGAAUGAGAAGCUGAUUGCAUUCGGAGGGCUCUGA